Messenger RNA from Pyrenophora tritici-repentis Pt-1C-BFP, 1254 nucleotides. RefSeq lists its product as uncharacterized. The record is from RefSeq and is a predicted model, not a curated record. Gene Ontology annotation, molecular function: hydrolase activity, acting on carbon-nitrogen (but not peptide) bonds. NCBI's taxonomy places the organism in Eukaryota, Fungi, Ascomycota, Dothideomycetes, Pleosporales, Pleosporaceae.
AUGGAGGAUACCAUGGCACCUACCGUCUAUACCAUUGACCUCUCGCUACCACCCCGAGAGCGCUAUGCACACGUUGCAGCAAAGGCCGCCGAUACCCUGCACCCACUGUCAGAGCUCCUCGACAUGCACAUUCGCCAAUGGAAACUUCCCAUCAAGCUCCUUCACUUCAUAGCCAGUUUGUUGCUCUACCAGCUGCACAGUUUCGAGCAAACCGAAGAGAUAAAGGGCAUGUGUGAUACAUGCAACAUCCCGUUGUAUAUUCUCAUUGUGUGGAACGUCUCCAUAGACGUUUUUCUGGGCUGUACCAGCGGCGGCGCCGCUGUCAACGAACCGGGUUUCCUUGAGCCAACCAUGAUGCAUUUCCGGGCUUUGGAUUGGAGCCAGCAUGUGAUGCGCCGUGCACUUGCUCAGUUCGAGUUUGUUGAAAAACCGGGCGGACCGGUGAUUGCCAGGACACUGGGGUUUGUUGGACAUGUUGGGGUACUGACUGGGGUACGCAAAGGAUUGAGUGUAUCAAUCAGCUGGCGUCCUAGCCAUGACAAGCCUUUCUGGUCGUCAGAGCGCUUACAGUCAUACUGGCACACACUCAUGGUAGUUCUGGGGAUGAGACCCAGUAUCUGUACUCUGCUACGCGACUGUCUGCUUCCCAGACAGAUGGAGAAACCAAGGCGAAAAGAGGGGCUUUUCGAGACAUGCAAUCAGAAUGAUGAAAAGGGUCCUACACACACCGAGUCGCUUCCGCCAUACGCUAUGGACGAUGUUAUCAAAGUCAUACCUACGAUGGGUACUUCACUCGCCUACAUCACCUUCUGCACGCCCACCGAAACAGUAAUCCUGGAAAAGCACUUCUGCACCGCAAAGAUACGCCGCUCGUCAACCUUCAUCCACGUAGCCAACCACGACGACUCUCUCGAUGUCCUCCACGCACUCAAGGUCCAAGCCACCGACGAUGAGACCAUGAGGUUCAGGCGCUACGUGGAGUGCGCAAAGGGCAAUAUCAGGGUGCAAAGAAGCCUUGAACGCAACCACGGUCUGAAGCGACGCUGGUCGGAUUGGGAAAUUGAGCAGGCGCGUGAGGAAAACCAGGUCAUGACUGGCUUGACUUUGCCGAGGCUGAUUGAGCUUGUACGCUUCUAUCCGGUGAUCAACGCCAGGACGUACUUCCUCUGUGUUAUGGAUCCGAAGGAGGGUAUUUUUCGCUGGGUUGAGCCGUUCGCUGAGGGACAGUUUAGGAAACAGUUGGGGAUCGCUUAG